Messenger RNA from Mesitornis unicolor (brown roatelo), 1042 nucleotides. It is a transcript of the gene CCDC60, whose product is annotated as coiled-coil domain containing 60. The annotation marks the transcript as partial. Lineage: Eukaryota; Metazoa; Chordata; Aves; Mesitornithiformes; Mesitornithidae. The record is from RefSeq and is a predicted model, not a curated record. The transcript is spliced from 8 exons.
GAACCCUGGUGGCUGUAAAAAAACAGUGAAAGAAAUCGAAGAGGAAAAGUUAGCAAAAUAUACGUGGGAGUUCUUUAUUACAAACACAAAGAAAGGGAACUGGAAACCACGGUACAGGCCACUUAGCAGGAAGAUAAGCAGGACACCUACUCCAGGCUUCUCUCAGCUUAGCAGUCAGUUGUCUCCCCAUGGUCAAACCUCUCGUGUCAGCAUAACUUCCACUGUACUUAGCUCUGAAGAUGACAUCAAGAGUAAUGUAGCUUCACCUGGUGUUAUGAGUGAGUCAGCGCAAACUAAAGAACAACAGCCUCUUUUCCCCUCCCUACAGAAAGGCAUCCAGAAAAAACAUGGAAAGGUGUCAAAAGAUGUCCAUAAACAAGAAGAUAAGGUGCAGCCUGUACUGCAGAGUUUAUUGGCUCAGAAGAAAUACUGAGUAAACAUUAAGGACCAAGAGAGUACAAUAUCAAAGAAGCAGAGGCUCAAAAUGCAAGGUGGCAGCUGCUGUAUUGGCUCUUUCAUUGAAACCAAAUCUAACUUGUGUGCCGAUAUGAGGCGAAAGUUCACAGCGAUAAAUGAAGAAGCAGCUAGGUGUUUACAUGAUACCCUAGAGAGCCUUGAGAGGAGUCAGGAAGAACGAUGUCGUAAAAAAUACGAGGCUUUGAAACAACUGAAGCAUUUUAGAAGCGACAUGAAAAUAAUAAGACGGCUGGGCAUGAGCACUGAAAUGAAACGUAAUGAAGAUGGACAAAACUGGUUUCCUGUAUUGCUUGCCAGACUCCCAGAGUCUGUGAAGAGUGAUUGUUAUGUAAAGAAAAUCUUGAAGAAACUGGAAAAAUAUGGCAAGUCUCCUGACUUCAAAAUUCACCCAGAGACCUUUCUUAAGGUUCUGGCUGAUCUACAGGUGGGGGAGCUGUGUUGUCCAGAAAUUGCUGCAGCUGUGGAGUUUGUACGUGAAAGUAUUGUGCAGAUGCCAGAAGAGGAUUUCAGCGAGUGGUUUCAGAAAAGAGUAGCCUACCUCAGCACACAGCCCUCCACUUUUUAA